AUGAACGCAGCUGCGCUUGCAGCGGCAUUUGGAGGUGGUGCGCCUGCACAGGGGUCAUUUGAGCGUCAGCUACCCCGAUAUGAUUCAUCUGAGCAAUAUUCCAAUUACAGACAAUCGUCGAGACGUCGAUCUCCUUCUGAUCGGCAUGCUUUCAAUUACCGAAAGGAAACAACUGCGGAUGGACUACUGUCGCGUCGCUCUAAUGAUCUUGGCCGUAGGGAUGUUGAUAGAAAUCUUUCAGCCCGUUUUCCGCACCAUCUGGAUCACAAAGAGCCCGAGGAUGAUCCAACUGCCACUCGUACGCUUUUUGUGGGAAACUUGCCUCCAGAUAUUCGUGAAACAGAACUUCGUGAUAUGUUUGAGCGUUUUGGCAUACUCGAGGAUGUGGACAUUAAGCGCCCCCUCCCUAAUUCAAAUUCCAAUGCUUAUGCCUUCCUGAAAUAUGUGAAUCUUAAUAUGGCUCAUCGUGCUAAGCUUAAUAUGUCCGGCAAAACAAUCGGUCAAUUUACGUGCAAAAUAGGAUACGGCAAGGUCACACCUACUCGCUGUUUGUGGAUAGGCGGUCUCGGCCCGUGGAUCAAGUAUCCAUCUUUCGCUGCAAUAGUAGAACGGAUAGCCACCCCUGAAAAGAUAAUUUGGCCGUCUGGAAAAACUUAUGCACAUAUUAUGUUUUCCUCUGUCGACACUGCCGAAAUGGUAGCUUCAACGCUCAGAGGCUAUCCUCUUGGUGGAAACAGUCGCAAGUUACGCAACUCUUCUGCGGACGAACGUAGCGUCAAGUCAUCGUCACACGAGCGCCUGAGGUCGCCACCAUCCGAGUGUGGGUCAAAUUAUAGAGAACUCACACCAUACCGUUCGAAAUCAGCUGGUCGCGAUGACUCACAUACGUCAAACUUGUCCUUGAAGGGUUCUGCCAAGCAGACGACUAUUGAAACCGCGAAGUAUAUAUGUGACUUAGCAGCUUGUCUUCCUACCUCAUGGAACGCAGUUUUCGUUCUCAAAAAGAGUAGUUUUUCUUGUCGUAUGCACAUUUUGCGAGGACACGAGGGUCUUGUUGACCAGUUUAUUCCUCGUUGGCCGUCCAAAAUAAAGAACGAUGACCAUGCACCACCAACGAAGUCAAGCUAUAGAGGAGCUCCAAAAACACCCCCCGAAGAAGGUAGUGAACAGAGUGAUCACGAGAAGUACGAGGCUUCAAAAUCAAGUGACAGGAUCACCGACGAAUUGCACGCCAAUGACGAAUCAGACGGAAGUCAGAAUUUCCUGCGUAUUAGUCAACGCAUGAAAAUGGAUCCCUUCAAGCUUGACGAUGUAAAUCAGCGCAUGAAAAUUGUUGGUGAUCAGGGUUACUGCGUUCUUCUUGCCAUGCCUCUAGAGGAUGAGAGUUCCAGCUCGGAUUCAAAUAAUAUGCGAUCUGGUCGUCCCCUCCGCGAUUUGAUUAACUACCUUUCCUCAAAGGAUGCUGCUGGUGUCGUCCUAUUAAAUCCACUUUCCUCGACGGACUCAAAUGCACACAAUAAGACGAAUUCUGAGGAGACUCCCGUAACUGGUGUGCUGCAUGUUUUACCUCCU
Molecule: messenger RNA, 1572 nt
Organism: Dibothriocephalus latus
Lineage: Eukaryota; Metazoa; Platyhelminthes; Cestoda; Diphyllobothriidea; Diphyllobothriidae
Source: the annotation of a GenBank genome assembly